Molecule: messenger RNA, 1812 nt
Organism: Blastomyces dermatitidis ER-3
Lineage: Eukaryota; Fungi; Ascomycota; Eurotiomycetes; Onygenales; Ajellomycetaceae
Product: ATP-dependent RNA helicase DBP3
Exons: 4
Coding region: 115-1584 (489 amino acids)
Biological process (GO): rRNA processing
Cellular component (GO): nucleolus
Molecular function (GO): RNA helicase activity; RNA binding; ATP binding
Source: RefSeq, a predicted model, not a curated record
GCCAGAUAUUUCAUCUUUAUCGCAUUCCACGAGCACUACAUCGCCUAGGGUCGACAUUUUCACCAUCAGCAGUACCAAUUCCGGUUUCCAGUCUACCGUAAGCUGACAGAAAAUAUGGCUAAACGGAGUCGGAAUACGGAAUCUAAUUCAGAGCAUGCUUCUCGACCAAAAAAAAGAUCCAAGGAAGAUGCUAAGCCUAAGCAACCUUCCUACGUCCAAUCUACCGAUCUGGAAGCGCUGCCUCAGUCCGAGAUUGACGACUUCCUCAAGUCCAAUACCAUCCAGAUUUCGGAUCCCUCAGUCAGUGAGAAUGAGACAUUACGUCCUAUCACUGCGUUCUCCUACCUACCUUCGGAUUCCAACCAGCUGUAUGGCCCUCUAGAGAACUUCUCGAAACCGACUCCAAUUCAAUCCGUCACAUGGCCAUUUUUAUUCGCAGGCAGAGAUGUCAUCGGUGUCGCUGAAACAGGAAGUGGGAAAACAUUGGCUUUCGGCGUCCCUUGCAUUCGAAAAGUGUUGGCAAUCAAUGCUUCUCGCUCGUCAUCUCGAAUUUCUGCUGUCAUCAUUACCCCUACAAGAGAGCUGGCUAUGCAAAUUUACGAUCAGCUAGUCAAGUUCACCCCAAAAGGCGUUGGCCUCGCAUGCAUAUACGGAGGCGCUUCGAAGGACGAUCAGCGCCGUGCACUGAAGAAAGCAUCUGUUGUUGUCGCAACACCGGGGAGGUUAAAGGAUUUGCACAGCGACCAGUCCCUAGACUUGCAAAAAGUGAAGUACCUUGUACUAGACGAAGCCGACAGGAUGUUGGAUAAAGGCUUCGAGCAAGACAUCAAAGAUAUCGUGGGCGCCAUGCCUUCGUCAAGAAAACGCCAGACGGUCAUGUUUACCGCAACUUGGCCUAUGUCUGUACGGAAACUUGCGGCUACCUUUAUGAAAGAUCCAGUGACUGUUACGAUUGGAGGCGAUCUCUCUUCCGACAUCCGUGCCAACACGAGGAUCAAGCAGAUUGUGGAAGUCGUGAAACCAGAGGACAAGGAGUAUAGGCUUUUGUCGUUAUUAAACCAAUACCAACGGGGCAAAAAUGCUAUGGAUAAAGUAUUGGUAUUCUGUCUUUACAAGAAGGAGGCAACGCGCAUUGAACGGUUUAUCCGCUCCAAAGGUUUCAAGGUUGCUGGUAUUCACGGUGACAUGAACCAGACGGAACGCUUUAAGAGUCUGGAUGCAUUUAAAUCCGGUUCCGUACCUCUUCUGGUUGCGACGGAUGUUGCUGCCCGUGGGCUAGACAUUCCAGCUGUCAAACUGGUCCUAAAUGUCACAUUUCCCUUAACAGUUGAAGACUACGUCCAUCGAAUCGGAAGAACGGGUCGGGCAGGUUCGGAUGGAUUGGCCAUUACGAUGUUCACCGAGAACGACAAAGGACUCUCUGGCGGACUGGUUAAUAUCCUGAAGGGAGCUAAACAAGAUGUACCCGAAGCGCUCUUGAAAUUCGGCACCACUGUGAAAAAGAAGCAGCACGAUUCUUAUGGCGCCUUUUUCAAGGAGGCUGACACGACGAAAACGGCGACCAAAAUCAAGUUUGACGAUUAGAUGUAUCAUUUGGGUUCUCAUUUAUGCUGCUUUGGAUUUGCGAUACUGUUCAAAGAGAUACCUCCUCUCUAGAAAUAGACUAUUUUUUUUGAUUCGUUGGUUAAAGGAGAAAAAAUAUAUAUAUAUCGGAAAAGCCAAAGUGUUAAUAUGAAACUUACAUUGAAACCGCGAACAUGCCUCCAACAACGAGUAUUCUGAUGAUUUCCCAAAGCUUAGAUUCAGCGCCGG